Molecule: messenger RNA, 387 nt
Organism: Purpureocillium takamizusanense
Lineage: Eukaryota; Fungi; Ascomycota; Sordariomycetes; Hypocreales; Ophiocordycipitaceae
Exons: 1
Coding region: 1-387 (128 amino acids)
Source: RefSeq, a predicted model, not a curated record
AUGCCCCAGGCGUUUUCGGGGUUGGCAAAGCGCGCGUCUUUGUUUCGUGUACAUGCACAAUUCCAUGAUGCAAACGUUUUCUACGUUUUGGCGCGUGUCUUCGACUGGUUUGAGCUUUUUGAAGUUCCACUGGACGGCUCGCCAGUGGAUCACGGCGGUGACGGCGCCUGGCAUGCCCCCGCGAUGCUUAUCAACUUCCAGGCAACGCGUGCUUGGCUGUUGAGCGACAGCUGGUCACGGUUUCAAGUCAAGAUGGAGAUGUACCAACAUUGGUGGAAGAUCAAGCGUACUGCGGGAUUUUGGAUUUCUGGGUAUGGAAAGGAGUCUUGGAUGGGGACAAAAGCUCACUGUCCGAGACGGACGAGGAGACGAGAUAUUAUGGGGUGA